GAACUUUGGUCAGGCAGUAAAUUGGCGUGUUCGCAGCGCGAGCUCAAGUCCUCCGAGACAGAAACACAGAUACCCAGGACAUGGACAAAAGUUUGACGCGAUCACAUUACAUCUGAGCCACRGGGCUGCUGAGGAAAAACAAAGGUGGACAUGGAGGACGUCUGGGCRGGGGUCUUUUGGGCCAUGAAGAUCUGGCUGUACCUGAUCAUCAGCCUCAUCAUGUUCCCAGCCAUGUUUGGAUUCUCUCUGGGCAUCUCCGAGGCCUACAUGACCAUCUUGAUGAAGACUUUAAAGUGGGCCACUCUGAAGAUACAGAAGGCAAAYGCUGAAGAAAAAGCAGUCAAUAAUAUCCCAUCUAAUGGUCUCAUCCUGAGGGAAAACGGCUCCAUGGAGAAGGAGCUGGGGGAACUCAGACGCAGCAGACCCAAACCACCCGUCGGCGGCGACUUCACGCUCAGCGACUGUUUCUACUUCACUCGGAGAGGAAUCGAGAGCAUCGUGGAGGACGAGGUGACCCAACGGUUCACCUCUGAGGAGCUCGUGUCCUGGAACUUACUGACUCGGACCAACAACGAUUUCCAGUACAUCAGUCUGAAGCUGACGCUGGUCUAUGGUCUGGGUAUCUUUGUUAGAUACUGCAUCCUUGCCCCACUUAGGAUAACUCUGGCCUGCAUCGGCCUGAGCUGGUUGGUCAUUGGAACGUCUGCCGUUGGAGUUCUCCCCAACUGGAGGAUAAAGUUCUGGCUCAGCGAGUGGGUCCACAUCAUAUGCUACAGGAUCUGCGCUCGAGGACUUUCUGCUGCUAUUCAGUAUCACAACAGAGAAAAUAAACCUAAAAAAGGAGGAAUUGGCGUCGCCAACCACACCAGUCCAAUCGACGUGGUGAUCCUGUGCAAUGAUGGGGGCUACGCCAUGGUGGGUCAGGUUCACGGAGGUCUGAUGGGGGUGCUUCAGAGAGCCAUGGUGAGGGCCUGUCCUCAUGUCUGGUUUGAGAGGUCGGAGAUGAAAGAUCGCCACCUGGUGACCAAAAGGCUGAAAGAUCAUGUGAGCGACAAAACAAAGCUUCCCAUCUUAAUAUUUCCUGAAGGAACCUGCAUCAACAACACGUCGGUGAUGAUGUUUAAAAAAGGAAGUUUUGAAAUCGGAGGAACAAUAUAUCCUGUAGCCAUCAAGUACGAUCCAAAGUUUGGAGAUGCUUUCUGGAACAGCUCCAAGUACAGCAUGGUGAGUUACCUGCUGAGGAUGAUGACCAGCUGGGCCCUGGUCUGCAACGUCUGGUACCUGCCGGCCAUGCACCAACAG
This is a messenger RNA of Austrofundulus limnaeus, 1302 nucleotides long. RefSeq names its product 1-acylglycerol-3-phosphate O-acyltransferase 9, like (gene agpat9l). Gene Ontology annotation, molecular function: glycerol-3-phosphate O-acyltransferase activity. Lineage: Eukaryota; Metazoa; Chordata; Actinopteri; Cyprinodontiformes; Rivulidae. Gene Ontology annotation, biological process: triglyceride biosynthetic process. The record is from RefSeq and is a predicted model, not a curated record. Gene Ontology annotation, cellular component: endoplasmic reticulum.